AUGUCCAAAUUGCAAGGCAAUACGCGUCAAACUGUUAGCUGGGUGCUUCUUCUUAUGUAUCUGGGCGGGACUUUCUACUUAAUGCAUUACCUUUUCGACAUAAGCGACCAGUAUUCACAGCUUGCAUUGGAUCAUGCGAAGCACUACAAGAAAAAAGAUCGACAGCUGUUGGGAAUCUACGACAUGAUAGCUGAACACAUGUUCAACGUGCCGUUCUCCUGGUGGAUUGUUAUCCUUCUUGUGCCUUACAUUUCCAUUUUUGCCCUGCUGAUCACUUGCACUCGCACGAAUUGUGUAUUACUCGGCGAUAAAGCCGACUGUCGCCUUCCCCAUGUGAAAGUGGACCAAACUUUCAAAGCUGGCAAGGGAGCCAAAGUUAAGUGA
Symsagittifera roscoffensis is the source of this 384-nucleotide messenger RNA. RefSeq names its product lysosomal enzyme trafficking factor-like. The coding region runs from base 1 to 384 and encodes 127 amino acids. NCBI's taxonomy places the organism in Eukaryota, Metazoa, Xenacoelomorpha, Acoela, Convolutidae. The record is from RefSeq and is a predicted model, not a curated record. The transcript has a single exon.